Messenger RNA from Rosa rugosa (rugosa rose), 4881 nucleotides. RefSeq names its product pentatricopeptide repeat-containing protein At3g54980, mitochondrial-like. The transcript has 2 exons. Lineage: Eukaryota; Viridiplantae; Streptophyta; Magnoliopsida; Rosales; Rosaceae. The coding region runs from base 311 to 3997 and encodes 1228 amino acids. Gene Ontology annotation, molecular function: protein binding. The record is from RefSeq and is a predicted model, not a curated record.
UGGAUGAGAUAAAUUGCCUUCGAGGCUUAUGUGCUCAUUUGAUCAAACCAGUUGAACAUAGAGUACUAGUUCAUCAUAUUGCAAAUAGAUUUAUGACCCUCUUUUCAAAUUCUACUUUUUUUAUUUUUUUUCUUUAAAAAUAACAUGUUAUGAGUAGGACUCUCAACUAAGAUUAAAACAUCUUUUCAAAUUCUAUUUUAUUUACUAAUUAAAGAAUAACAUAUUAUGACUAACGGCGUAACUGUUUAGUUUUGCUAAGGUUCGAGACCAAAGAAAGCCUUUGUAGUUUGUACCAAAGACAAAGCUGAAGAUGAUGCGCAGAAGCAGCAGCACAAGAGGUAUGGUUUCUUGUCUUCCCUCUACUCAUCUUGUUGCUGUUCCCCUCAUCAACACUUUGAUGGCUUUGUUUCAUUCGAGACCGAGAGAAACCCAGCUAGGAAAUCGACCCAAAGUCACCAAUCUUGAGGAUGCCUUGAAGGUGUUCGAUGAAAUGCUUCACUCGCGUCGUCUGCCUUCUUCUGUUAUUCCUUUCAAUCAAAUAUUGACUCAACUUUCCAAACUCAAACACUAUUCAGCAGUCAUCUCUUUGAAUAGGCAAAUGCUUCUGCGUCGAAUUGUUCCUAAUCACUAUACUCUAAACACUAUCAUCAAUUGCUAUUGCCAUUUGAAUCAAAUGGGGUUUGGCCUAUCUGUCUUAGGACAAUUCUUCAAAUUCGGUUUUCAACCGAAUGCUAUUACCUUCAACACUCUGAUCCACGGCUUUGUUCUCCAUAAUCAACUGCCUGAGGCUGCACGAAUUUUCACCAAAAUGCUGGAGGGAGAGCCCGAUGUGUUUACUUUCAACACUCUAAUAAAGGGCUCUUGCAAGAUGGGGAACAGCAGUGCAGCCAUUCAGUUACUUAGGAACAUGGAACAAAGGGGAUGCGAGCCUGACAUUGUUUCCUAUAGCACCAUCAUCGACAGUCUCUGUAAGGAUACCCUAGUUGAAGAUGCAAUGAACCUCUUCUCAGAAAUGAUUGGUAGAGGUAUUGCUCCAAACAUUGUUACUUACACCUCUUUGAUUCAAGGAGUUUGCAAUAUAGGUCACUGGAAACAAGCUACAAGGUUGUUGAAGGAAAUGGUGAGUAAAGGUAUCUUUCCAGAUGUAGUCACUCUCAGUGUCUUGGUUGAUACACUUUGUAAGGAAGGGAUGGUUGUGGAAGCCAAAACUGUGGUUGACAUGAUGAUUCAAACAGGAAUUGAACCUAAUACGAUUACAUACAGUUCCCUUAUGGAUGGUUACUGUUUGCGAGGAGAAAUGGACGAGGCGAAACAAGUGUUUGAUCUGAUGAUUAGCAAGGGCUCCAUGGUUAAUGUUCAGAGUUGUAGCAUAUUGAUAAACGGAUACUGUAAGCAGAAAAAGAUCGAUGAGGCCAAUAAGGUUUUUCAGGAAAUGACUUGUUGGGAGCUUGUUCCAGACACCAUUACUUAUAACACUCUCAUUGAUGGUUUUUACAAAGCAGGGAGAAUACAAGAUGCAGAAAAGUUGUUCUCUGAGAUGCAAACUUGUGGCCAACUUCCAGAUGUUCAAACUUACACUAUUAUACUUGAUGCCCUAUUUAGCAACAAACAACUUUCUAAAGCAAUAGAAUUGCUUAGAGAGAUGGAAGACAAGAAGUUGGAACUAAAUAUUGUAGUUUACACCGUUAUCAUUGAAGGUUUGUUGAAAGCUGGAGAAGUUCAGUCUGCAAAAGAUCUCUUCUAUAGUUUAUCUUCAAAAGGAGUUCAACCUGAUGUGUGGACAUAUAGUAUAAUGAUUAGCGGACUUUGCAAAGGAGGCCUAUUAAGUGAAGCAGAAAAUUUGCUUAGGGGAAUGGAACAAAAAGGCUGUUCUCCAAAUGAUUGUACCUAUAACACAAUUAUCCGAGGUUUUAUGAAUAACAAUGAGAUAUCAAGGGCUAUGGAACUUAUUCAAGAAAUGCGUGAGAGGGGAUUCUCUGCAGAUGCAUCAACUAUGGACUUGAUUGUUGAUUUAUUGUCAAAGGAUACAGUAGAUCCUGUAUUAUUAGCAUGGCUUAAAGAUUCAGAAAUCCAAGAAUUAUGGGAACGUCAAAAUGACCCUUUGUUUCCGACGAUUGAGGUGCCUCGUCGGCUUAGCAACCUUGAAGUUAAAAGAAAGAUCAAAACCGAAGAAAGCCUUUGUACCAAAAAGCCAAAGCUGAGGGCAAGAAUUCUGAAGAUGAUGCGCAGCCGCAGCAGCAGCAGCACAAGAAGUAUGGUUUCUUGUCUUCCCUCUACUCAUCUUGUUGUUGCUGUUCCCCUCAUCAACACUUUGAUGGCUUUGUUUCAUUCGAGACCGAGACAAACCCCCCAUCUAGGAAAUCGUCGACCCAAUAUUAUUGUGAGUAACGUUGAGGACGCCUUGAAGGUGUUCGAUGAAAUGCUUCACUCGCGUCCUCUGCCUUCUUCUGUUGUCCCUUUCAAUCAAAUCUUGGGUCGACUUGUCAAAUUGAAACACUAUUCUGCAGUCAUAUCUUUGAAUAGGCAAAUGCUUCUGCGUCGAAUUGUUCCUGAUCACUAUACUCUAAACACUAUCAUCAAUUGCUACUGCCGUUUGAAUCAGAUGGGGUUUGGCCUAUCUGUCUUAGGACAAUUCUUCAAAUUCGGUUUUCAACCGAAUGCUAUUACCUUCAACACUCUGAUCCACGGCUUUGUUCUCCAUGAUCAACUGCCUGAGGCUGCACGAAUUUUCACCAAAAUGCUGGAGGGAGAGCCCGAUGUGUUUACUUUCAACACUCUAAUAAAGGGCUCUUGCAAGAUGGGAAACAACAGCGCGGCUAUGCAAUUACUUGGGAAGAUGGAAGAAAGAGGAUGCAAGCCUGACAUUGUUUCCUAUAGCACCAUCAUCGACAGUCUUUGUAAGGAUACCCUAGUUGAAGAUGCAAUGAACCUCUUCUCAGAAAUGAUUGGUAGAGGUAUUGCUCCGGAUGUUGUUACUUACACAUCUUUGAUUCGAGGAGUUUGCAAUAUAGGCCGGUGGAAACAAGCUACGAGGUUGCUUGAUGAAAUGUUGAGUAAAGGCAUCUUUCCGAAUGUCGUCACCUUCAAUGUCUUGGUUGAUACAUUCUGUAAGGAAGGGAUGGUUGUGGAAGCCAAAAAUGUGGUUGACAUGAUGAUUCAAAGAGGUAUUGAGCCUGAUGCGAUUACAUACAGUUCCCUUAUGGAUGGUUACUGUUUGCGAGGAGAAAUGGACAAGGCAAAACAAGUCUUUGAUCUGAUGAUUAGCAAAGGAUCCAUGGUUAAUGUUUGGAGUUGUAACAUAUUAAUUAAUGGAUAUUGCAAGGCUAAAAAGAUCGAUCAGGCUAACAAAAUUUUCAAGCAAAUGCGUCGUAUGGAAGUUGUUCCUGAUAACGUGACUUAUAGCACUCUUAUUGAUGGUCUUUACAAAGUGGGGAGAAUCCAAGAAGCAGAAAAGUUAUUCUCUGAGAUGCAAGGUUGUGGCCAGCUUCCAGAUGUUCAAACUUAUGCUGUGAUACUUGAUGGCCUGUGUAACAACCAGCAACUUUCUACGGCAGUAGAAUUGCUUAGAGAGAUGGAAGCCAGAAAACUGGAACUCAGUAUUGUAAUUUACACUCUUGUUAUUGAAGGUUUGUGCAAAGCUGGAGAAGUUCAGUCUGCAAAAGAUCUCUUCUAUGGUUUAUCAUCAAAAGGAGUUCAGCCUAAUGUGAGAACAUACUCUGUAAUGAUUCAUGGACUUUGUCAUCAUGGCUUAAUAAUUGAGGCAGAAAAGCUGCUGAGAGAAAUGGGAGGGAAAGGAUGUUCUCCAAAUGGUUGGACCUAUAACACCAUUGUCCGGGGGUUGUUAAAUAACAACAAGACAUCAUGGGCUAUGGAACUUAUUAAAGAAAUGGUGGACUUGGGUUUCUCUGCAGAUGCAUCAACUAUGGAAUUGAUAGUUGGUUUAUUGUCUAAGGAUAUAGUAGAUGCAGCUUUGUUGCCGCUAUUAAAAGAUUCAUGAUAUAGUUGAUUUGAACUCUAUUAAGCUCAGGUAUGUCAAUUUCUUCACCUCCCCAAAGUUUUUAAUUUCACUUGUUGUUUUUUAUUUCACUUAAUUAGAUUCAGAAUUAUAGAUUGGAAUUUAGACUCUCUGUGAUGCAAGAUUAGACUCUGUGUUAUGAAUUAUGACCGUAGAUAUCUUUUUUUAAUGGUCUUAAAUCUAGGCUGCCAUUGUGCAGUUAAGUAUAUGCUUCUCAGAAGAGAGCUUAUACCUUGCAGUUAUUUGGGGCUUUAAAUCAUGAUUUCUAUUUGAUUCUUUUGGCGUGCCACCAUAGCUAGCCACCUUUUUUGCUUGCUUGUUACUGUUUUAGGAAGGCUUUCUCGGUUUUCUGUAGUCCCUGUUAUUUGGCCGUAUAUGACGCAGAUUUCUGUUGAUAACUGCUUACAAAUUUCAGGUUAUUUAUGGUAUACAUUUGUGUAGAUUGAGAAGUUUGAACAAGUUGGCUGAAGCUAACUCUUGGAACUCAACCUGUAAGCUUGCUUGAUUGGUGAAGUUGAACCUAGCAGACAAAGGAAGGGUUCUUUGGAAUUGUAUAGAGACCUCUUAGAGGCAUAUUCAAAUAUCAUUUGGGGUCUUGUCUAAAUCUGGGAAUGUAACAAAACUUCCCUCUUUAAUCGUAUAUAUCCAAUCUCACUUACCUACCAGCGAGAGGUUCAAUCCUAGUCUACAUAGUUGACAGCAAGGCAUUGAGUAAAAUCUUAACCUUUUACUAGUCUACAUACUUAUUCUUCUUGUACUCAUCAAGUUCCCAUUGAAAUAGGAUCCACACAAGGAAAUUGAGGUAUUAGACCUUUUUGUUCCCUCAAUCAAAGGAAACAAUCAAUAAAGAAUAACAAAUUUCAGUU